UCAGCUGGAGGUGCAGCAGCACGUUAGGUACCACAACUGCGCAUUUCAUCCACUGAGCGCCUGCUGGAGGAGGAGAUACGCAUCAUAUAUAUCUAACCAACCGUCUUUUGGAUCACUCUGCUGGUCGGAACCGAUCACAGGGCGCGUGUAUGCAGGGGAUAAGCCGGUGCGCUGUGAUUCGUGGACUAAUUGCGGGGCGCUUGCGGGAAUACGAGGAGCAUCUCUGUGCACGAGAGGGAAUAAAUCUCGUUCUCCUGUCCGUCCCCACACAGUCUUCGAUUUAGAGGGCAUUUAUUUUGUACUAAAAGUGAGAGAACGAUAUCAGGAAAGAUGUUGCCUGCGACAUUAGGGGGUUAGAGGUGCUGAGGUUCAUCUCAUCAAUGAAUAUGGAGUAAAUUCCUACGUCUUCUCUAAUUUUGACUCGGAAUACAGUGAACGGGAGCGCAUCACAGUGACUCGAUUAUACGUCUCACAUUCAAGGGAGAAAUCAUUCCAUUCACAAGCAAUUGGAUGAGAGUCAUACUUGCCCUUGGCAACUAAAGAUGACGUUACUAUGGAAACGACUUGUGGUGCUAUCAAUCAUUGGCUGCCUCGCAGUCUCAUCAGCACAAGCAGAAGACACACAGUUUCUUGGUCCAAGCUGGAAAACGGAACCAGUGGACCUGAUACUGCCCAUCCAUUCCCCUGAACAGGAGGCUGUUUUAACCUGUGAGGCAUCUGGAGUCCCUUCCCCUCAGUACAGAUGGUCUCUAAACGGAACGCUCAUUGAUCUUCAUGGUGACGAGAGGCGUCGCCUGUCUGGAGGUAACCUGAUCAUUACUGGCCUGGAUCGAGACCAAGACAGCGGUGUCUACCAGUGCACUGCCUUCAACACCCGGGGAACCAUUCUCAGCCAGAGAGCCACACUACAGUUUGCAUAUCUGGAAAACUUCAAAACACAGACAAGAAGUGCUGUCAAUGUAAGGGAAGGCCAAGGGGUUGUUUUGUUAUGUGGCACACCUUUGCAUUCUGGAGAGCUCAUAUUCACCUGGGUCUUCAACGAGUACCCUUACUUCGUCCAGCAAGACAGCCGGCGCUUUGUGUCCCAGGAGACGGGGAAUCUCUACAUAGCUAAAGUGGAACCAUCUGACGUAGGGAAUUACACCUGCGUGGUUAAUAACACUAUUACCAAGGAGAGGGUGUUCAGUUCGCCGACACCUUUAGUGCUGAGAAAUGAUGGAGCGAUGGGAGAGUAUGAGCCCAAAAUAGAGCUUCAUUUCCCAGACACCAUUCCAGCUGCUAAAGGAUCCACGCUGAAGCUAGAAUGCUUCGCCCUGGGAAAUCCAGUUCCUAAGAUCAGCUGGAGAAGAACCAGUGAUGUUUCGUUCCCAAACAAAGUCAAACUGAAAAAUUCUAACGCCAUUCUGGAGAUUCCGAGUUUUCAACAAGAGGACACCGGGACGUAUGAGUGCAUAGCGGAAAACAGUCGUGGAAAGAAUGCUGCAAGGGGUCGCGUGUCUUUCCAUGCCACACCUCAUUGGCUGCAAACGAUGGCAGACACAGCAUUGUCCAUCGAGGAGAAUUUGUUUUGGGAGUGCAAAGCCAAUGGGAAACCAAAGCCCUCCUACAGCUGGCUGAAGAACGGAGAAACUCUUAUAUCUGAGGGCCGAGUGCAAAUAGAGAACGGUGCUCUCUCCAUCUCCUCACUAAACCUCUCAGAUGGCGGGAUGUAUCAGUGUGUGGCGGAGAACAAGCACGGCAUCAUUUAUUCCAGCGCCGAACUGAUGGUGCUUGCCUCUGCUCCCAGCUUCUCCCAGAAUCCUUUGAGCCGUGUGCUUAAGGCUCGCUCGGGUAGUGACGUUAGCCUAGAUUGCAGGCCACAUGCUUCACCCAGAGCCAUUAGCCUGUGGAAAAAAGGGACUGAGAUACUGCAAAGAAACGAAAGGAUUUCCCUCUUCCCCAAUGGAACUCUUAAGAUUGCCAACGUAACUAAGCGAGAUGGAGGUAGUUACACGUGCAUCGCUAAAAAUCAGUUUGGCACAGCUAGCACAACAGGAAGACUGAUAAUCACAGAGCCCACGAGGAUCAGCCAGGGCCCCAGCAGCACGGAAAUCACUGUGGGGGAGAGCAUCGUGCUGCCCUGCCAGGUGACUGCUGAUCCAGCCUUGGAUGUGGCCUUCUCCUGGGCCUUCAACGGUCAGCCCAUCGAUUUCCAUCAAGACGUGGACCACUUCGAGCGAGUAGGAGGGAGCUUUUCCGGUGAUCUCAUGAUUAGAAACAUCCAGCUUAAUCACGGUGGGAAAUACGUUUGCCUUGUUGACACAGACGUCGAGAGCUUGUCUGCUGAUGCAAUAUUAGUCGUUAAAGGUCCCCCCAGCCCCCCAGACUUGGUUGUGGUGGAGGAGGUCACAGACAGCACGGCCCAGCUGUCCUGGAGCCCAGGCCAGGACAACGGAAGUCCCAUUACAGGAUAUGUCAUCCAGGGCAGGACUCCCUUUACUGUCGGCUGGCAAGCUGUCGACACAGUUCCCGAGGUGAUCAAUGGGAACACUUUGACUGCAACCGUUGUGGGUUUGAAUGCCUGGGUGGAAUAUGAGUUCAGAGUGCUGGCCAGUAACAGUGUUGGGAUGGGAGAGCCCAGUCCCCCAUCCACCAAGAUCAGAACAGAAGAUGCUAUGCCUGACACAGCUCCCACUGAUGUCGGAGGCGGAGGAGGUACCAAAUCGGAAUUAGUGAUAACAUGGGAGCCUGUUCCAGAGGAGUUGCAGAAUGGAGAAGGUUUUGGUUAUAUCAUUGCUUUCCGGCCAGUGGGCAUGGUCACUUGGACCCGCGCCGUGAUCUCGGCGCCCAGCGUCACCCGCUACGUUUUCCGCAAUGACACCAUUCCACCAUUCUCGCCAUUCAAUGUCAAAGUGGGAGCGUUCAACAACCGCGGAGAAGGACCUUUCAGCACUAUUGCAACAGUGUUCUCUGCAGAGGAAGUGCCGAGCGUAGCACCAGAGAGAGUGUCAGCAAAAAGUCUGUCGGCGGCUGACAUCGAAGUUACCUGGGAGCCGAUUCCGUCCACCCCUGAAAGAGUUCUCGGAUAUGAGGUGGUGUACUGGGAAGAUGACACCAAGCCGGAUACAGUGGGUAAAGUGCGGAUCACUGGAAACUACACAGCAGUGAAUGUCAGCGGCCUCCAGGGGAACACUCCGUAUUACCUAGCGGUGUCUGCCUUCAAUACUGCAGGAACCGGCCCCCAGUCUGUACCUGUCAAUGUUACCACCAAAAAACCACCACCUGGACAGCCCCCUCAAAAUGUAGAGUGGAAUCUGAUUGGCUCUCAGCUUGUGCUUCAGUGGGAUCCCGUCAUUGCUCUCGAAACUGAAUCUGAGGUCACUGGAUACAUAGUGCUGUACAGAAGACACCGGAAUAACGACAUGUACUCCGUCAUCACCAACAAAACCUCGGUGGAGUUGACCCUCAAUCCAAAUGACAACUACGUCAUUCAGAUCAAGACCCUCAGUGAAGGGGGCUUGGGGGAAGGAAGCGAGCCUAUCCACAUCCACCAACUCAGCAUGGGUGCACGUGGAUCCAGAGCGGGAAGGCUGUGCACACUUUCUCUCUCUCCGCUCCUCAUCUGCGCUCUGUCGACGCUCAGUGCCUCCUGAUGUUCGCCUCCUAUGAGCACCAGACCCAGCCGCACCAAGAAAAACAUACUUUCUGCUCUUUGCUCAUACAAGGCUUAUGUUUCCCAUCACGGUCUGACUUGAUGGGAUUCCCCAGCUCCGGCAACAUGUAUGCAAGAGCCGAAUAUUGAAAUGUCAUGGGAAUCUUGGGGAAUUCAUCAUUAGUAAAAAUAGCAGAGCCCUGCGAGAGAGUCAUUAUGGGUUUUGGGAUGAUCUAGAGCAAACUGCAAAAAAACAUUUUCUUGAUAAGGAUUUUUUUUUUUUUUUUUUUUUUGGUGUUUUUUCUCUGUAAAAAUAUCUAAACAUCCUUAAAAAAGAUAAAUUAGCUUGAGAAAAAACUGCAUAAAAUAGUAAGACUUGUUUUAAUAACCAUAUUAAAAAUAUUUAUAUUAUAUUAUAUUAGUUAUGUAAUAUAAUAACUAAUAUUAUAUUAUUAUACUUAUUGUUUUACUAAAUUAAAUUAAAAUGAUCUUGUUUUCAGUGUUUAGAUAUUUUUAUAAUUGGAUAACGAGACAAAAAUACAGUUUACGAAAAUGAUUUUUUGCAUAUAAUAUGUGUUUCUUUGGCACUCUAAAACCAGAAAGAAAAAAAAAAAACACAAAAUGCUUUUGUUUUUUGUAUAAUACGCUUCUUUAUGCAGUGUGCCAAUGUGUGCAACAUCUUUUCCUCUGAUCUUUAAGAACAAUCAAUGCCUUAAAUUCAUGUACACACCAAAGUAGAUGAAAAUAGUUUUGCAGUUGAGGACAAGGGCUAAGAAAUCAGUGUUGGUGGAAGUUGCUCUAAUAUAAUGCAGAUUUUUGGAGCCGUUUGUGGCUUCUUUUGUGGUAACUAAGUUCUGGGUCUGGGUUAACAAAGCCUGAGCAUUGAUUUGUCUUAAUGGGAAUCCUCCAUUAGUUAAGAAAUGAGUGACGCCGUCCUGCCCCGAUUACAGUGCCAUCGACUCCAAAGGCUUCCUCUCGGUCUCUUUGAUGGGUAUUAGCAUUUUGUUCGACACUUCAUGACAGUUAAAUUAUUGAUGCAUUAAGCAUUAGACACUCUGCACAAUUAAGGCUUACUUUUCCUGUGAGAAUUUGUUCCGUAUACGUCAUCCAGCUGAACCAGUUUCAAACUUUAGUUUCCUUUUGCUAGUGCCACCCCACUAUAUAAUUCUAUUCGCAACCCAUUCAAGUGCCCCUAUUAUACUAUUUUAAGAUUGCUAAUUUUGAUUUGGAGGUCUCCAAAAUAGGUUUACAUGCAUCUAUUAAAAAAAAAAAAAAAAACACUUUAAUUUUCUCAUAAUAUACAUUGCAGCAUCACCUCUUUUCUCACAGUGUCUGAAACAUAGACUGUAAAAAAAAAAGAUGGACGACGCACCUCUUCCAUUGUAGAAAAGUGAAGCCUCCAAUGUCCCGAUAUGGUGCUGACAUCUUGGAAUCCGAGUAUGCGCCUUAGUGAACCCAGAGCUUGAUUCUGCGCAGUAGUGUGUUUGAAGUUGAGGCCCCACCCACACUCCUGCAGGAUCGGUUAGUACAGUUUACUGCAGAACAACUCAUUAUGGCAGGGUGAAAUAAACAGUUAUCGAAAUGUAGAAAUUAAAGUUAAAGCUCAAAUCUCCUCCCGAAAAUCCUUAAAAAAAAAAAAAGUCUGUUGGUGCCUCAGUGACUACUCCGCUCACCAUCAUCUCAGCUGUCAAUCAUGAUGUCACACUCCCAUUUUUAUAGCAUUAAAUAACUAAAACCAAACUUAUUUAAAAAAAGAACUUUAUCUUACAUCAGUAUGAUAAAAACUACCUAAAAUGGCAGAAACCAUCCUUGAAAAACAAUGUAUUUGAAGUAUAAUUUGAUUGUUUAGUUUGGCUCACAUCGCUUUAGAUUACAUGAGGGUGGGGUUUAUGACCUAUACUGCAUCCAACUCUUCCAGGCCUCAACUACAAUUACAGUGUUUGAGGGCGGGUCAAAGUAGAUAUUGUUCAUGGGCAGCCAAUGAAGACCAUAGGCUGGGAUUAUGCAAAUUUGUUACAAACCUACAUAGGUUUGUGCAGGAAGUUUUGCUACAUUCAAUGCAUGCCGUAAUUAACGUAAUCUCAAGAUGGAAACAUGUGGCAUUUUAUUUGGAGUUGUUCACAUCCUCGGACUGGGAGUUAUGCGUUUCGCAGGCAACACUAUCAACGCCUAAAUAAAUCUGCAGCAGUCAGAUGGUAUAGCGGUCAUGUGGUACAAGUAAGAACUCUCAAAAAAAUUCCCGUCUUACAAGCUGUAAUUACGAGCUCAGUGAAAUUUUGAAAGACCCUUUACAUUCACAAACAGCUACACAAUACAUUAAAGGUAAUAUCUGAAAAAGCAUAAUAGGGGCACUUUUAUAUAUACUGUAACAAGUGCAAAAAAGCCUAACAUUCGGCAUUGAAUAUUGAAAAGCAAGCUUUUGAAAGGCACUCGUACAUGUCUACCUGUACCUGUACCUGUCUGUGCGUGUUAGUAAACUGGCAAUGGCACAUAAACUGCCAAACAAGUUGUCAAAAACUAAGUGACAAGAUGUGGAACACUGCUGGAAGUGGGACUCUUAUCAAAUUUUUAUAGCUCUAAUGGCCUUGCGGAUGUAAAAAGAUUUGAAAGCCUUGUAAAGAAGUACAAUGUUUGAUAGCCCCCGGAGGUCCCUACCAAGGUGGUUCUCCUUCCUGAUCCUGUACUAUUGUUCAAAAGUCACAUUAUGAUAUUGCAUUACCAAUAUAUGAUGAUCAUAUCAUGUUGAUGCCUAUGUAAUGCGCUUUGAAUUCCGAAUUUCUCAUUUGUACUCUCAAUGAGACAAGAAGCCAAGGCACUUCGGGGGUGACCUUUUAAUGCAGAGGUUCGCUGCCAAGGAAUAGUGCCUUCACUGGACAAUAUGUUCCUGGCUCUGUCGUGGCAGUAACAGGCUGUAGAGUCCAUAAUUUGCACUUGCACUUGUUCUUCUCAACGUCAGAAGAAAGCACAAGGUAGUGAACCGAGGUGACACAGCCUUCCUGUCCAAGACUCCAGAACAGGUGCAGAACAGCCCAUGAAGACGUUAAAAAGUUAGCGAGGCAGAUUAAAAAAGAAAAAAAAAAAAGGCUGCAGAGUCCAAAUCAGGACAACCUAUCUGUUCUCCUUCAAGCUUUCAUAAAGGUCUGGGCACCUUGAUUAGGCUGCAGUGGCCCAGUCAAUGGGAUAUUGAUUUUUCUGCUCUGUCACAAUGCAGACUCUUGAUUGACUGAUGUCGGUGUUCCUGUCAGCCAUCUCCAUGUCAGUGGAGUUUGUGCUUUGAGUGUCUGAGAUGUCCUUGCCCUCUUCUCCCAUUCAGUGCUCAGAUAGACUUAAGUUUUAGCAAAAAGAUGCAGAGAAAAUGAUGAAAAGUUCCUUGAAGAAGAAUUAGAUAUAUCUGUGUCAGCGGAGGGAGAAAAUAACUACAUUUCAGGAUAUGCAGACAUACACUACCAUUCAAAAGUUUGGGGUCGGUAAGAUUUUUUAAAUAUUUUUGAAAAAAGUCUCCUAUAAUCACUAAGGCUGCAUUUUUGGAUUAAAAAAUACAGUAAAACAGUAAUAUUGUGAAGUAUUAUUACAAUUUAAAAUAACUGUUUAUUAUCUGAAUAUAUUUAAAAAUGUAAAAUAUUCAUGUGAUGGCAAAGCUGAAUUUUCAGCAUCAUUACUCCAGUCUUCAGUGUCACAUGACCCUUCAGAAAUCAUUCUAAUAUGCUGAUUUGGUGGUCAAGGUAACAUGUAUUAUCUACGUUGAAAAGAGUUGUGCUGUUUAAUAUUUUUGUGGAAACCGUGAUACAUUUUUGUCAGGAUUUUUUUGAUGAAUUAGAAAGUUCAAAAGAACAGCAUUUAUUUGAAAUAGAGAUCUUUUGUAACAUUGUAAAUGUUUUGCUGUCGCUUUUGAUCAAUGCAAUGCAUCUUUGCUGAAUAGAAGUAUUUCUUUAAAAAAAAAAAAAAAAAAACUGACACCAAAAGUUUGAAUGGCAGUAUGCAUUUAAGUCAUUUAAGAAUUUCUGGUUUCAUUGUGACUUUUCAAAUAGGUUCCGCCCCUCAAACGACUUUCCAUUUCGACUGAUGUUACCAAGUUCUCUUAUUCUUCAACGACUUUCAUAUGAAACUGCUUUCGAUCCAAGUUUUCCCCGAUGGAUAGAUUCCAUACAAUUCUACCCUGUUACAUUACAGAAGUAAAGUGGGUUGCAAUCACUUUUCAUUUUCAUUUUAAAGCCAGUAUCAUGAACAGUUUUACAUUUAUUUUAUGGUCUUUAAGUGUUCUUUAUUGUUCUACGGUUGAGUUUAUCUCUUUGGAAUUACGGUUGUCUAUUAUUUCAGACAUAGCAUUCAUUGUUCUUUUUUCAGCAUAGGAAAAUGAAAUAUUUAAUAUGUAUUAUAAGCAUUUCGUAUUACAGUAAUCUAAACAAUUAGCGCUGCUUAUCACACCUUCUUCACAGAUAACAUGUUAGUUUUUCCAUUUGCUGUUUUUCUCCCAAUAUGUUCUAAUGUGCCCCAUCAACCCUCAGUUACAGUAUCUGCUUAAUGAUGCAUAUAAACACUGAAACAAUAAUUGUUGUUUAAUAGCAAUGAUUUCUUUGGUACUCUUAAAAUUGUGAAGUCUAAUUUGCCUAAUUUUGUGUAUGCCGUAUAAUGAGUGAGUUUAAUUUCUUCACAUUAUGGUUUCCCUUUGGCAAAACUUUGAUAUGAUAUGAAAAUCUGAGCUGUUAAUGACAGAUCUUAUCGCUACAAUCCAAUUAUGUUUCUAAGUAAUCUGAAAUGAAAAACGACGACCUUGGCCAGAUGUAAAUAGUGACUAUAUAUUUUUAGAGUCGGACAGCAUUGAUAACCUGACGUUUUCUACUGCACACGGCCCUGGGAAUUUAAUACUGAUGUAUUAGUGAAUAAUCUCUAUGAGAUGACUUACAUAUAACAUGACAUUUUCAUAUUGAAAAGUAACCGUUUUGUCUUGUAUACUAAAACUGUGCAUGUGGAAAAAUGUUUGGUGCAUAUGUGUUGAAUUUUAUAAUCCUGUUAAAAACUUAAUAAAAAUGUCAAAAGCCUG
Ctenopharyngodon idella (grass carp) is the source of this 8672-nucleotide messenger RNA. It is a transcript of the gene cntn3b, whose product is annotated as contactin 3b. Gene Ontology annotation, biological process: cell-cell adhesion; brain development. The record is from RefSeq and is a predicted model, not a curated record. Lineage: Eukaryota; Metazoa; Chordata; Actinopteri; Cypriniformes; Xenocyprididae. Bases 543 to 3632 code for a protein of 1029 amino acids. The transcript has 23 exons. Gene Ontology annotation, molecular function: cell-cell adhesion mediator activity.